AUGUCGAAAACCAGUUCAUCUCAAGCCCUGGGACUUCGUUCUGGUGAACUCAUAUCGUACUACUUCCCUGACCAUGAAGCAGUAUCGUAUUUUCAGAAAAGUUUCGUCAAUUCCAAUGAGUUUCAUCUUCUAGAGGAGACCACCGUUUCCGGCUUCGAAAUUUAUCUAGUCGAACAAUGGGCUAAUAGUCGUAAGAUUGGCAGUGUGGUGUCCACAUUUACUGGAAAUGAAUCCUCCAAAGUUUCGGUAAUGAAGUUGACGGUUUUAACCAAACCACUGAAGCAAUACCCAGUCAAGUUUCAAGAAUAUUUAAACGAAAUAGUUGUCAACCACGGCAAAUUGAUGAAAAUGGAGUCAAGUGGAAACGACGACGAUACAAAUCAGGUUCUUUUCGUUACGAAUUUAACGGCACUUCCUUCAAAUUUGACCUUGGUUCCUAUCCCCCACGGAGAUGCUGCCGCCGUACGAGAUCACUUUGUACUAAACUCAAACUUGAAAAAACUACAGUGUAGCGGCAGAUCACAGUCGCUUAUCUCCAGCAGAAUAGCAGACGCUUGUGAGGACAAGUUUCGUCAUGUAUAUCGAGUGCUCGAUGACAAUGUUCCGAUUCGCUUCGCUAUCAAAGAACUAGUGAAUAUCAUCCAAAUAUCUCUCUUCUACUUUGAGCUUCUUGAUGCUCGCUAUUGUGAUGGUUUGCUUUGUGAUAAAACUGAAGAAGCAAUAAAUAAUUGGUGGAAUUUGGUCGGUUUACCUCAUUUCAACACCAAACCAAAUGCUAGAUCGGGUAUAUUACCUCCCAGAACCGUGGCCGCUAUCAUUAGCUUGAUACUCAGUAUUAGGUUACGGCUUCAGAUUUAUGGAAGCAGUGAUGUUCCAAAAGAUCCGUUUGAUUUUGAGUCGUUUAUGCUUUGUAUUGGCCAAUUUCAAAGGCUGGCGAAGCUUGACAAGACCCGCAAACUUGACCUCGAAACACUCACCAAACUUUUCAACUCAACCAACGCCAAAAUCAAUGUCUCGAAGUACUCAUACAACCAGAGUAUGCCAGAUAUGCUGCUUGAAGAUUCCAUUGAUUUUAGUCCUCGUCACAAGUCAAUUGUAUCUUAUGCUGAUUCCGGCUCGGCAUAUUCAACCCCAAGUAAAAAGUCGAAAAACUACUACAGUAAGGAAUUGCGAAAACUCACUAAUGUGGUGAAGAAUACUGUGUCGGAUCAUUUGGUCUCCAGCCGUGAUUUGGAGGAUCCAAGCAAUUCAAAAUCAGGCGCCCGUAUCAGAAACAGAAUAGCCAAGUUUGCGGACACUGUUAGUCCCGUGGAUGUGGAAACAUUGGAUCUUGGCUUGUUGACUCAAAAGUUUUUAACGGGAAAAGUUUUGAACAGACUUUGGCACAUAUCUGACACAGCUCCGAAGACUGACGCUCGCCAUCAUCAUCACCACCACCAUCAUCAUCACCACCACCAUCAUCGUCACCAACAUGCCAGUAAUUUUGAUAGUUAUUAUCAAGUGGUAACAUUGAAAGAAGCUAUAAGCCAGGGCCGUUUUGGCCUAACAGCAGGCUCUUACCCAGACAACUCAUUAUAUUCAAGGGGAUUGAGCAAGGUGAAACUAGGGCUUCAAUCUAGAAGAAAUCAGUUUUCGGAAAAAGCUCCAAGUGUUGAGCAUCAUGAAGGAGGUACGCUGUCGUCUUUGCUACAACCAGACUCGCUAAUUGAAAGCAGCAUUGAGCGAGAAAGUGAUAGAACUUCCAUCUCAAGCCGCAAGAAUUCCUUGAGAGAAAUCACCCUGCCAACAGAUAAAUUCAGGUUCAAGUUGAAUCGCAGAAAUUCGUAUCCAUUCACUCAUGGCGAAAUUAAUCUCAAUGUUCUUGAGUUUUACCGGGCAGACAAGCGUGUCAAGUGCAACCAAGCUACAAGGUUCAAGAGAAGAAAUAGUUUUUCAUUGGUGGAAAAUCACAUCAACCUGGUCAAAUCAGGUACGGCCACAGUUGAAGCGAUCUCAGACAAAUACUUGCACGUUAUGGCACAAGCACUUAUCUUAGAUCGUGUUAAGAAGGAUGUUCCCGAGGAGAUAGGUGAUCAGGAAAUCAACCGCCAGGUCAAACAGAUGAAUUACGAAUUGAUAAAGUUCAGCAAUACUUAUAAACAAAUGCAACAAAGAAAGAAUGUUAUGUGGGACAAGAACAUGACUGGAGAUCUCAAGUACUCCAUUGGCAAUAUGGGAGAUACCAUUGACAGGCUUUUAUAUGAAAGCAGAAUAGUGGCUAAACGUAUCAAUGAAUUGGAGGAAGAUUCCAGAUCGCUCAACAUCAAGGUAAAUGAUCAAUGCCAUUCCAAACUCAUCAAGCUCAUCGAUAACUUGGUAACGCUGUCUUACUUUUAUCAGGUGUUUGUAGACCCUGCCGAAAGAAACGAUGUCAUUGUCAAGUUGACGGGCAAAUCCGAAUCGGAAGUUCACUCGCAAGACGAAAAGAUGGAAAAUGGUAUUUUCCGAGUAAUUGUGCUAUUUCUUUAUGAUCUAGUGCUAAGUAUUCUUCAGCUAUUCAAGUUUGAUCGAAGCAAUAUGGACUUGGGACGGAUCAGAAGAAGCUGGAAAAAAUUGGACCCCAACCGCAAAUAUAUCGACAUGGUAUACAGUUAUAUUGGUCACAGGAGAGACAUUGCCCCUAUUCUGCAAGAAGGAAGUGACACCGAGGAGUAG
Meyerozyma guilliermondii ATCC 6260 is the source of this 2694-nucleotide messenger RNA. RefSeq lists its product as uncharacterized. The record is from RefSeq and is a predicted model, not a curated record. The coding region runs from base 1 to 2694 and encodes 897 amino acids. NCBI's taxonomy places the organism in Eukaryota, Fungi, Ascomycota, Pichiomycetes, Serinales, Debaryomycetaceae. Gene Ontology annotation, cellular component: Sin3-type complex. The transcript has a single exon.